AUGGCGCAAGAAGAGCUCAAGGGCCCGGAAGGGUCUGCCGGCGCUCAGAGGGUCUCCCUCGACAGCUACGGCUCCUCUGUCCGGCACAACUCCGACGGUCUGCAGCGCCGCCUCGACAACCGCCAGAUCCAGCUCAUCGCCAUCGGAGGCACCAUCGGAACCGGUCUGUUCGUCACCAUCGGCGGAGGUCUCGCCAAGGGCGGCCCCGCCUCGCUCUUGAUCGCAUACACCCUCUACGCCUGCGUCGUCGCCCUGGUCAACAACUCCAUCGCCGAGAUGAGCACCUACAUGCCCGUCUCCGGCGGCUUCAUCCGUCUCGCUGGUGUCUGGGUUGAUGAGGCUCUCGGCUUCAUGGUUGGUUGGAACUACUUCCUCUAUGAGGCACUCCUGAUCCCGUUCGAAAUCACCGCGCUCAAUCUUGUACUUUCAUUCUGGAACGAGAAGGUUACUGAGCCUGGUCCGACGGCGGGUAUCUGCGCUGCCAUCAUUAUUGCAUACGGUCUCAUGAAUGUGGCUGCUGUGGGCGUGUUCGGUGAAGCCGAGUUCUGGCUCUCCGGCGGCAAGGUCCUGCUCAUCUUCAUCCUGUUCCUCUUCACUUUCAUCACCAUGGUCGGUGGAAACCCGGCCCACGACGCGUACGGGUUCCGUCACUUUUCGAAUCCCGGGGCGUUCGCGACGUACAUGACUACCGGUGACACGGGUCGCAUGGAGGGCUUCAUGGGUGCUCUGGCCACUGCCACGUUCACCGUUGUCGGCCCCGACUACAUUUCGAUGAUCGCCGCCGAGGCCAAGCAUCCCUCGCUCUACAUCAAGUCCGCGUUCAAGACGGUCUACCUCCGCUUCGGCCUCUUCUUCGUCGGCGCCGCGCUGACCUGCGGCAUCGUGGUCCCGUACAACGACCCGACCCUCGUUAAGAUCUACAUCGACGGCACCUCCAGCGGCGGCACGGCCGCGGCCUCCCCCUGGGUCAUGGCGAUGGAGAACCUGGGGAUCCAGGGUCUCCCCCACCUGGUUAAUGCCCUGCUCUUCACCACCAUCUUCUCCGCGGGCAACACGUACACCUACUGCGCCACGCGGUCCCUGUACAGUCUGGCGAUGGACGGCCGCGCCCCGGCCGUGUUCCGCAAGACCACCAAGAACGGCGUGCCCAUCUGGUGCUUCGCCUUCACCAUGAUCUUCCCCAUGCUCUCGUUCCUGCAGUGCGGCAGCGGCUCCGCCAAGGUGCUCAACUGGCUGCUCGCGCUCAUCACCGGCGGCGGCGUCAUCAACUACCUCGUCAUGUCCAUCACCUUCCUGAACUUCCACCGCGCGUGCAAGGUUCAGAACUUCGACCGCCGCCGCCUGCCGUACUACGGCUGGUUCCAGCCCUACGGCGCGUGGAUCGCCCUGAUCCUGCAGACCAUUGUUGUUCUUACGUACGGGUGGUCCGCUUUCCGCCCCACCUUCAGCGUCGGCGAUUUCUUCUCCAACUACACGAUGCAAAUUGUCGCGCCGAUUCUGUUCAUCUUCUGGAAGGUUAUCAAGCGCACCAAGUACGUCAGGCCCGAGGUGCUCGACCUGCAAUGGGACCGCCCCAUCAUCGAGGCGUACGAGGACCAUCUGAUGACGCGUGAGCCCCCGAACACCUUCUGGAGGGAGAUGCUCCAGAUGGUUGGCAUCGGCCGCAAUAAGGUCAUCAAGGGCGAGAAGGCCUAA
This is a messenger RNA of Colletotrichum siamense, 1695 nucleotides long. RefSeq names its product General amino acid permease AGP2 (gene AGP2-3). Gene Ontology annotation, cellular component: membrane. NCBI's taxonomy places the organism in Eukaryota, Fungi, Ascomycota, Sordariomycetes, Glomerellales, Glomerellaceae. Gene Ontology annotation, biological process: amino acid transmembrane transport. The transcript is spliced from 2 exons. Gene Ontology annotation, molecular function: amino acid transmembrane transporter activity. The coding region runs from base 1 to 1695 and encodes 564 amino acids. The record is from RefSeq and is a predicted model, not a curated record.